Rasamsonia emersonii CBS 393.64 is the source of this 594-nucleotide messenger RNA. RefSeq lists its product as uncharacterized. The transcript is spliced from 2 exons. Lineage: Eukaryota; Fungi; Ascomycota; Eurotiomycetes; Eurotiales; Trichocomaceae. The record is from RefSeq and is a predicted model, not a curated record. The coding region runs from base 1 to 594 and encodes 197 amino acids.
AUGUCCGGUUUCACUUUCGCGAACACCACUCAGAGCGUUCCAAGUGAUGAGAAGAUUCCGGUAGAUUUUGCUAUAACAGCUCCUCCGUCGACAGACGUCUGGGCCAAGCCUCCUUCAACCACCAGAUUCAAUGCACCCAUUCUCUACAAAGUCACUCCCCUAAGGUCUUUCAAGCGGGCACGUGUGGCCAUUGCUGCCAACUGGAAGACGCUCUACGACCAAGGGGGUCUCAUUCUGGUCAUUCACGGGCCUGGAGACGAGAAGAAAUGGAUCAAGACCGGGAUCGAGUUCACUGAAGGAAAGCCACACGUCAGCACCGUAGCGAAGGAUAGAUGGGCAGACUGGAGUUUGCUUCCCGUUCCAUCCGGAGGGAACGCAGCCACGAUCGAGAUCGCCAGGGAAGCAGACGGCAGUCUGUGGGUAUACUUGGUGGAGGGAAUUCAGCGCUCUCCUGUCAGAGAGGUGACCUGGGCGUUUGAGGACGAGGCGACCAAGGAGUGUUGGAUUGGGACAUAUGCUGCGAAGCCCUCGAAGGAAGGAACGUCUCCAGAGGAUUUUGUUUCCACGCUGUCAAUGUCAUGGUUGCCAAUAUGA